UCGGUCAUGUGAUCAGCUGUGUCCAAUCACAGCUGGUUGCAUCUGUCACGCUGACAGCUUGGGACAUGUACACUGAUCGUCAGGGCACCGAUGAUCAGUGUGUCCUGCUUAUCAGUGUAGCCCCAGCAGUGCCACCUGUCAGUGUCCAUCAAUACCAGCUGUCAGCGCUCAUCAUUGCCAGCUGUCAGUGCUCAUCAAUGCCAUCUGUCAGUGCCCAUCAGUGCCACAUAUCAGUGCCCACCAGUCCACAUGAAUGCAACAUAUCAGUGCCCAUCUGAGCUGCCUUUCAGUGUCACCUAUCAGUG
Messenger RNA from Staurois parvus, 305 nucleotides. Lineage: Eukaryota; Metazoa; Chordata; Amphibia; Anura; Ranidae. The record is from the annotation of a GenBank genome assembly.